CAUCCCUGGACCUGCUAGCCUCCUCCUUCCAUCCCUCCUCCCUCCACCUUCCCCUGCGGCUGGUUCUAAUCCGUCCACUAUAAUAAACCCUAACCAUACCUAUAAGAGCUUUUCUGAAAUCAUAAGUUCUUCUAUCAAAUCAUCGAACCUGAGCGAGGUCUUGGGGGCUCCUGAGUGACAGGCGUUCCUGGGUGAACCAGGCGGACUGGGGAGGCUGCGGCAGAGAGGACAGCAGGAGCGACCCGGAGGCAGGAGAAGGCCGCCCGGGCCGUGGAGCCGCCUCCUGUGCACCCUGCACUCUGCCUGGCGCUCACAGACCCAGCUGCCCAUGGCCCUGCCCACCUUUGCACGUCGUGGAGAGCUUGGCCCUCACUUUGACCUGCUCCCACGAAGCUCCCGGGCGGGCCAGCAAGAUGCAGCCAGGCCCGCGGGUGCCAAGACAUGGAUGCGGAGAGAGAGGCCCUGCAGGGCACCGCCUACCCGGAAGUGCGCCUUCUGCCAGCAGCUCGGCCUGAUGUUCGAGGUGGUGGAUCUGAGGUGGGGUGUUCAGAACACGGAGGCCACUGACCACAUGACCACCGAACUCUGCUUGGAGGAGCUGGAGCGGUGUCGGAAGUCGUCCAUCGGGCCAGCUUUCGUUGCCCUUGUAGGUGACCAGUAUGGCCCCUGUCCAGUCCCCUCAGUGAUCGAGGAGAAGGAAUGGGAGGCACUGAGGGUCCCGCUGACGGCCAGGCCACGUGACCUGGAGCUGGUGGCCCGACGCUUCCGGAGGGAUGAGAAUGCGGUUCCUCCCACCUACGUCCUGCAGGCAGCAGGGGAUGUGGAGGCCCCUGGGCCUGAGGAGGCCACCCUGACCUCUGUCCUUCGCUCUGGAGCCCAGGAGGCCUGGAGGCUGGGCCUCAUCAGCCAGGAGCAGUGUCAGCGCCACCACCGGUCAGUCAUGGAGUGGGAGAUAGAGCGGGGCCUGCUCAGCUCAGCGGACGGGCAGCGGGGCGCCACGGUCUUCCUCCGCGAGAUCCGCGACCUCCACAAGCACAUCCUGGACGACUGUGCCCUCAGGAUGGUGGACCGGCUCGCCGACGGCUGCCUGGACACCGACGCCCAGAACCUUCUGAGGGAGCUCAAGGGACGCAUCGCCGACGCGCACCCCAGGGCCCUCAAGACCCACUGCCUGCCGUGGAGCCGGGACCUGGUGAACCCCAAGAACAAGGCUCACGCCCGCUACCUGAGGGAGCUGGGGGAGCAGUUUGCGGCCAGGGCCAACCACCAGGUCCUCGAGCAUCUCCGGGAGCUGGAACUGGCCAGGCAGGACUUGGCGUGGCUCUACCAGGAGAUCCGCCACCACCUGGCGCAGAGCGCGGAGGCCGCCGGGACCUUCUGUGGACGCCGGGAGCUCCUGGCUCAGCUCGGGCAGCGGCUCAGGCGCGACGACGGCCAGCCCCACGCCCCCCUGGUGCUCUUCGGCCCCCCGGGCGUCGGGAAGUCGGCCCUGAUGUGCAAGCUGGCUGAGCAGAUGCCCGGGCUGCUCGGCCACAAGACGGUGACUGUGCUGCGGCUGCUGGGCACCUCGCAGAUGAGCUCGGACGCCCGCGGCCUCCUCCGGAGCCUCUGCUUCCAAGUGUGCCUGGCCUACGGGCUGCCCCCGCCCCCGGCCCAGGUCCUGGAGGCGCAGGCCAGGCUGGGCCAGUUUCUCCACCGCCUGCUCCACACCGUCUCCUGCAGGAACUUUGAGUCCCUGGUGCUGCUGCUGGACUCUGUGGAUGACUUGGACUCCGUUCGAGGCUCUGGGAGGGUCCCCUGGCUGCCUCGCAGGUGUCCCCCGAAGGUGCACCUCAUCCUCUCUGCUUGCUCGGGGCAGCGGGGGGCUCUGGACGCGGUGCGGCGGACAGUCACAGACCCGGAGUCCUACUGGGAGGUCAGGCCCCUCUCUGGGGACCAAGGGCAAGAGAUGAUCCAACUCCUGCUGGAGGCGGCCAGGAGGACCCUGAGCCCCAUGCAGAAGGACCUGCUCUGGGCCAGCCUUCCGGAGUGCGGCCACCCGGGGCGGCUGAGGCUGGCUUUCGAGGAGGCCCGGAAGUGGGCCUCCUUCACCGUGCCCGCCCCUUUGGCCUCCACCGCGGAGGAGGCUACACACCAGCUCUGUGCCCGCCUGGAGCAGACGCACGGGCAGCUCCUGGUGGCCCACGUGCUGGCUUACAUCGUGUGCUCCAGGCACGGUCUCUCGGAGGCGGAGCUGAAGGACGUCCUGUCCUUGGACGACGAGGUGCUGCAGGUGGUGUACCGGGACUGGACGCCCCCCAGCAAGGAGCUGCUGCGCUUCCCGCCCCUGCUGUGGGUGCGGCUUCGCAGGGACCUGGGUCACUGCUUGGCCCGGAGACCCGUGGAUGGCUUCACGCUCCUGGCUAUCGCCCACAGACAGCUGGCUGAGGUGAUCUGGGCGCGCUACCUGUCUGGGCCUGAGAAAGCCAAGCGGCACGGAGUCCUGGCUGACUUCUUCUCGGGUGCCUGGAGCCAGGGCACCAAGAAGCUCAUCACCCUGCCCCUCGUGGGGAAGCCCCUGAACUUGGACCGCAAGGUGGCCCCGCAGCCGCUGUGGUUCUCAGACACGGUGGCAAACCUGCGGAAGCUGAGGGAGCUGCCCCACCACCUGCUGCACUCGGGGCGCCUGGAGGAGCUGAAGCAGGAGGUGCUGGGCAGCAUGAGCUGGAUUUGCUGCCGGGGCAUCUCUGGGGGCAUCGAGGGCCUGCUGGAUGACUUUGACAUGUGUGCCCCUCACGUGGACUCCCCUGAGGUGGGCCUGGUCCGGGAAGCCCUCCAGCUCUGCCGUCCUGCCGUGGAGCUCCGAGGCCUGGACAGGAGCAUCCUCUACACCGAACUCCUGGCCAGACUCCACUUCUUCGCAGCGUCCCAUCCAGCGCUGGUGGGGCAGCUGUGCCAGCAAGCCCAGAGCUGGUUCCGGGUAUGCCCGCAUCCUGUGCUGGUGCCCCUUACAGGAUUCCUCCAGCCCCCCGGAGGACCCCUGCAGGCAGUCCUCACUGGCUGUCACAAAGGUAUCACCGCCAUGGCAUGGAGCCUGGAAGAGAAGCUGCUGGUGGUUGGCACCCAGGACGGCAUUGUGGCCGUGUGGGACAUGGAGGAGCAGCAGGUGACCCACAUGCUAACAGGACACACUGGAGAGGUGAGAUGCGUGAAGGUGUUUGCAGAAGGGAUUCUUGCCAUCUCUGCCUCCAAGGACCACACGCUGCGCUUGUGGAACCUACUCUCUGGCCAGGAGAAAUUUGCCAUUUGGGAUGGAGGCUCAAAAAAUUCCAGUGAACCUCAGAUCUGGAACCUCCAUGUGGAUGAAAUGAAUAAAAUCGUGUAUUCAGCCUCUGGCUCCAAGAUCAAUGCUUGGAAUUUGGAAACUGCGGAACUGAUUUUCCGCCUCCUGGGAGAUGCCUCGGAUCCCUGGAUGAGCACAGCCGUGCUGGUGUCCCAGAACAGGCUGCUGACCGUGUCCAAGGGCGGAGAGGUCACUCUGUGGAACUCGGCCACGGGAAGUCUGCAGGGCAAGCACCAUUUGUCCAGUGUCAAAGAAGAGACCCCCACCUGUGCAGUCUCCGUCCAGAAACAAGGAAAGCUGGUCACUGGGUUUAGCAACGGCUCCAUCUCUUUGGUUUCCUCUGAAGGAGACAGGUUGCUGGAGAAGCUUCCAGAUGCCUUGGGAUUCCUGGUGGUCUCUGAAGACGAGUCCCUUCUGGCCGCAGGCUUUGGAAGAUCCGUGCGGAUAUUCUUGGCCGACUCGCAGGAUUUUCACCGUUUCAUGGCCACCGACUUGGAACAUGAAGACGUGGUUGAGACAGCUGUUUUUGGUGCUGAGAACAACCUGAUUGUCACAGGGUCCCGGGAUGCACUCAUUCAGGUGUGGAGUCUGUCGGAGCAGGGGACCCUGCUGGACAUCCUGGAAGGUGUGGGAGCCCCUGUGAGUCUGCUGGUCCGGGGUGGGGCUCUGGUGGCCUCUGCCUCCCGGCAGUCUUCCUCCUUCAAAGUCUGGGAUCUGACCUACACUCAGAAGUCCCGGGCCUCCGCUCCCUUCCUGGACCGCACGGGCCUCACCGCGGUGUCCCACAACGGAAGCUACAUCUACUUCCCCAAAAUCGGGGACAAAAACAAAGUCACCAUUUGGGAUGUGGCAGAAGGUGAGGAGCAAGAUUCCCUGGAUACUUCCAACGAGGUCAAGUGUCUGGAGGUCGCCGAGCAAGCCAAGCUCCUCUUCACGGGGCUUGUUUCGGGAACUGUGCUCGUGUUCCCCCUGGACUCCCGGCAGGAUGUGAUGUGCAUCCCCCCACCUGAGGCCCGCAAGGCCAUCAACUGCAUGUCCUUGAGCAAGAAUGAGGACCGUCUGGCCAUUGCCUAUGACAACAUCGUCCUGGUGCUGGACAUCAGCCCUGGAGACCCCUGUCCGGUCAUCGAUGGGCCGACAUACACCUUUUAUACCCAGCUGCCUGAGACCAUAGCCCGUGUGGCUGUUUUGGCUGACCACCGAGUAGUCUAUGGCAUGACCAAUGGUGACCUCUUUCUGUACGAGUGUGCGAAUUCCAAGGUGUUUCCCUUGGAGGCCCACAGGAGCCGAGUCACCUGUGUGGAGGUCAGCCACAAGGAAGAGCUGGCGGUCAGCGGGUCUGAGGAGGCCCUGCUGUGCCUUUGGGACCUGCAGGCGUGCAAGUGGAAAUUCGAGAUGAGCUAUACGAGUUCCUUCUGCAGAGGGAUCCAAUGUGCUUGCUUCUCCAAGGACGACAAGUAUGUGUACGUGGGCCUCAAGGACCGCUCCAUAGUUGUCUGGAGUGUGCUGGAUGGUACCCUGCUGGCUUUCCAGUUUGUCCAUGCAGUGGUAAAUAGAAUCAUCCCCACCUCCAAUGGCUUUAUUGCUCCCACGAGACAUGGCUAUCUCAUCCGAGAGCGUUUCCACUGCCCUUCAUCAAGAGCCUCACAGCAGGAUCCUCUCAAGAACUUCAAGAAGGCAGUGUGGAUAGUCAAAUCCAGGCAGAAAGAAGAGUUGGCUGCAGAAACACCCCAGGACUUGACAUCAAAGACUGGCCAGGGAAACAAAUCCAAAUCGAACAAACAUUCGCAAGUCUGCCUGUUAGUGUAAAACCCCCCAUGGGAGUGUGAGGUUCCAAUGAGUUUACCCUAUCAAAUCUGCUUGAAGCAAAGAGAGUGCAUUUGCUGGUGCACAUGUGGACCCAGGGCCUCAGAUCAUGAAACUAGGCCUCACUUUUUUUCAUCUUUCCAUCUUUCCUUCCUCUUUUUUGGUCCAUCCUCAUAUCUGUCACCCUCAGAUUAGCAACAAACAUGCUACCAUCUCCAAGUUCAGUAGAGAAGACAACUUCCCUUUCCCCAGAGUUUAAACCUAGUUCUAGCCCUGGCUCUAUUGGCUCCAAUUGACUCAACACUCAUCCUUGAACCAAUUACGGUCUCUAGGAGAAUGCAGUGCUCUGAUUGGCUGGCUUGUAUCAAUCAGAGCUGAGGAUGGAGAUAAUGGCUACCCAACCAUGUUGAUUGAGAAUGGGAGAAGGUAUUUCUGGGAGGGAAACUGGGAUGCUAGGACCAGGAUGAAGGAGGGAUGAAAGAAUGUGAGACUGACCAAAAACACUGAUGUGGACCACAGAGGUUUACAGUCUAUGAAGCAACAGAUGCUGUUAUCUGAGCCUCAUCACAACUCAUACUUUAGGGAGGGCAGGAAUUUCUGCAUCCAUUUUACACAGGAGCAAACACAGCCUUGCAGAAGUAACUAGGAUUUGCUUCAAGUCACAAGCCUUUUUGUACAAAAGCUGUGAGAAAUGAGAUCCAGGAAGCUUCGUUAGCAGUCCUCGUGGGACCACCUCUCCAGUUUUAGUCUUGGAAGUACGAUGCAUCCAUUCCAUGGGGUGGGUGCACACUCAAAUGCCCACAAGGGCCAGUGAGUAAUCUAGAUGACUCCCACACACCUGAGCGUACCUCAGGGAAUGACAGCCUGGGCACACGGAGGGUACGUGUUCUCUCUCAGGUGGGCAUGAGCAUCCCAACGUUAGCCCAGAAUGGCCACAGCAAAAGCGCCCUCCCGUUGCUAGAUCUUCUUUUCUGAAAGCCAGACAUCUAGGCUUUUAUGCAAAAUGUUCCUAUUUCUUAAAGUUGGCAAUCGUCUCAAAUUUAUAUCUAUAGGCACAUUUGGCCUGCCUGUCUCUAGUUCAUGAGCUGACUUCAUGAUUCAAGCUACAUUACAAUAAUAAACAUGUUAUAAUUCUCCCAGCACUAUUCCUUGGCUCCCAAGCAUCUAGGAUAAAGAUGCUUUUUUUAUCUUGAAAACUGGAGGCUCUUGGAAGCAGGCAGAGAGAGCGAGCUGUUGACAUCUCUGCUCUGCUUUUGGACCAUCUGCCUGUGCAGGUUCAGCAGCUGAACUGAUUCAUUUCACUGACAUGGAUCUUUCCUCUUUGCCCAUAGUCUUCUAAAAAGCCCUGCUUGCCUCUGAAGCCUUUGCUGUUAUGGUAGGGAGUCCAAACCUUUCAGGUGCUGCUCCUUCUCCCCUCCAUUGGAUUCUAGACGCUUUCAGUAAAAGCAACCUGGGAGGACCGGGUGUUCUUGUGGUUGGUGCUCAGGAUGGAGGCCUCGCACAUGCUCAGCAAGUGCUGUGCCACAGAGUGACAAGCCAUAGCGCAGAAAAUGAGGCUUUCAGGUGGAGCCUGACUAUAUUGCUCAUUUGUUUCCCAAACCAGGGUUCCAAGGUGGGCUCUGGCAGUUCUGUAAAUGUUAACAUCCACUUCCACUUUAAAAUAUUUAAACUGUGAUCUUAAAAUGUAUACUCAGGUGCACUGGGCAUCAGCUUUCUUUUAGGUUUUUAAAAAUUCUAUUUUAUUUUUAUUAACAUGUAUUAAUUGUACAUAGUUUUGGUGUUCAGUGUGAUAUUUCAACACGUGUGUAUAACCCACCCUCCCAUCCAGCCUUCCUGACCUCUAGUAAUCACCGCACUGCACUUGACACAUUUAUUUUAUGUUUAAGCUUCCAUAUACGAGAGAGAACACACAGCACUUGUCUUUCUGUCUGGCUUAAUUCACUUAACACGGUGUCCUCCAGUUCCACCCACUUUGCACAAAUAAAGAACUUCAAUCUUCUUUAUGACUGAAUGAUACCCUGUUGUACAUAUAUACCACAUGUUCUUUGUUCAUAUCCAUCAUGGGCACCUAGGCCAAGUUCAUACCUUAGGAGCAGCUUUUAAGGUGCUGGAAGUCACUAAUUUAGGGUUGCUUCACCAUCUCUGUUUAACUAAAGAGCACACUUAGCUUGUGAGGGGACCCUUAGGGCGGGAAGCAACUCUUUGCCAACAUGUCUGUGCAUCAGGUAUUAACUCAGUACAGAAAUAAAGUGGAUGCUUAACACAGGGAGAUCUCAUCUAUAAUCUCUGCUUUAAAAUUUCUGUGUCCAUCUUAACAAAGUCAAGAAAUCAAGAUUGAUUGAUUCCGUGAGAAGCAAUUACUCUGCGUUAAAUACAGUCACGUGUCCCUGACCGACAGGCGCGCACUCUGAGACGUGUUGUUAGGUCAGAGGACAGGCACGGCACAAAUGGGUUCUGUGUUGAGUGGCUCACCAGGUGCCAGCGAAACUGGCUUCUCGUGGGGAAGCUCGAAGCCAGAUCCAAGUUCAUUCAGGUCAUUGGCAGAAUCGAGCUCCUUGAAGCUGUGGGACUUGGACCUCAGGGGCUCCUAGAGCUGCCCAUCUCCAUGGACAGGUUGCCAAACAGCCAGUUCCUCUUUCAACACCAGCAGGACUGCACUUCUAUGAUCCUUUCAGUCUCUGAUCUCCAGAUUAUCUUUUAAGCAUGUCCUUUAUUAGGACAGGCCCACCCAGAGUAAUCGCUUCUGAUCAGCUCAAAAUCAACACUUACAUAUCUGCACAUAUACCUUCCAAAUCCAUUCGCCCUCACUCCUUGCUACCAUGAUGUUUGGAUCCUCCAGGAAUCAUGAGCCAAAUAAACCUCUUCACCUUACGUUAACUGGCUUUGGGUAUUUUGUUAUAGCAACAGAACAUGGACUCAUAGAUUGACAUGGGGUAUGUGCAAUACUUUGGCUCUUGAGUGUCCUCCAAAGGUCUAUGUGGUAAAGGCUUGGUCCCCAGAGUGACACUAGUGGGACAUGGUGAAAUCUUAGAAAGGCAGAACCUAGUGGAAGGCCUUCUGUGUCAUUGGGAGUGUGCCUGGGUCUUUGCUCUUCCUCUCUUUUUCACUUCCGGGUCAGU
Messenger RNA from Sciurus carolinensis (gray squirrel), 8247 nucleotides. It is a transcript of the gene Nwd1, whose product is annotated as NACHT and WD repeat domain containing 1. Gene Ontology annotation, molecular function: protein binding. The record is from RefSeq and is a predicted model, not a curated record. Lineage: Eukaryota; Metazoa; Chordata; Mammalia; Rodentia; Sciuridae.